Ogataea philodendri is the source of this 573-nucleotide messenger RNA. RefSeq lists its product as uncharacterized. Gene Ontology annotation, biological process: intracellular protein transport; retrograde vesicle-mediated transport, Golgi to endoplasmic reticulum; intra-Golgi vesicle-mediated transport. The transcript has a single exon. Gene Ontology annotation, cellular component: COPI vesicle coat. Lineage: Eukaryota; Fungi; Ascomycota; Pichiomycetes; Pichiales; Pichiaceae. The record is from RefSeq and is a predicted model, not a curated record. The coding region runs from base 1 to 573 and encodes 190 amino acids.
AUGCCUUUUGACGUUUCUCUUUACUCGGUCCAAGCGACCAUCAUUCUGGACAACGAGGGUAAGCGGUUAUUUGCAAAGUACUACCAUCCGCCACAUAAAGUCUCUGAUGACGAGCUAAUUACCAGUGAAAAGAAACAGGCCAGUUUCGAGGCCUCCUUGUUCAAAAAGACCUUCAAGCUCAGUUCCGACAUCAUAUUGUUCGAAAACAAGGUGGUAGUGUACAGAGAGUUUGCGGACGCCGCCGUUUACUUGCUCGGAGACCUCAACGAGAACGAAAACUUGCUAUACAACGUUCUCCAAGGAUUGGUUGGUGCCUUGGAGAUCAUUUUGAGAAACCAGAUCGAUAAAAAGUCCAUCCUAGAGAACUACGACAUGGUGAUUUUGGCAAUUGACGAGACUGUUGACGACGGGAUUGUUUUGGAAACAGACCCAAGUGUUAUCGCAUCCAGAGUGUCCAAGCCUCCUACCGAAGACAACACCAACAUCAAGAUCGAUCUAUCAGAGAAGGGUCUUCUCAGUGCAUUCAAUUUUGCCAGAAAGAACAUUUCUGACCGUUUACAGCAAGGAUUCUGA